GAUCACCACAAUUAGGCCACAUCACCAUCAAUUAGUUCAGUACUAAACACAAUUAAUUCUUGAGGCUACAAUUAAGUAGCAGCAUCAAGAAUGUCCAGGCUGCAAGCAAAGAGCUUUAGGAGGAAAGCGGCGGCGGCAUCUCACAGUCACAAGACGGCGAGGCCGACGAGGUGGCCGGCCAGGCUGGUGGACGGCUUCAGGAGAAUGCUGGUGGGAUUCUUCUCCUUCCCUCCGCGGCCACCGAAGGUGACCUUCUCCGUCGACGACCACCACCGCGGCAGCGGCGGCGACGGAGGAGGAGGAGGCGAGGAGUCUAAGCGAUCGUCGUGGAGCAGCUCCAACCUGCACCCGCUGAACGCGCACUACGACGAGGCCAUCGCCGACUGCGUCGAGUUCUUCAACAAGUCCGCCAGGGUCGACCUCAGGUCACGGCCGCCGCACUUCUGAAGUUUUGAUCGGUCCGGUGUUGUGUAUGUGUUUGUCUCGUCAAUUCAGUGAUGCGUUCGAGAUGCCUCGGCCUGUUGUUUACUUAGUUUAGCUAGCUGCGUCGUGCUGCAUUGCAUAUCAAAUGCUGCCUAAGCUAUACAUGUGUACCAGUGUAUAUACAUCAAUCUGUGAAAGACAUG
Messenger RNA from Phragmites australis (common reed), 626 nucleotides. RefSeq lists its product as uncharacterized. The coding region runs from base 91 to 447 and encodes 118 amino acids. The record is from RefSeq and is a predicted model, not a curated record. NCBI's taxonomy places the organism in Eukaryota, Viridiplantae, Streptophyta, Magnoliopsida, Poales, Poaceae. The transcript has a single exon.